This is a messenger RNA of Cylindrotheca closterium, 402 nucleotides long. The record is from the annotation of a GenBank genome assembly. Lineage: Eukaryota; Bacillariophyta; Bacillariophyceae; Bacillariales; Bacillariaceae.
AUGGCAAAACUGCAAAUCGAAAUUCGCGUUGGGGAGGCCGGCCCCAUUUAUUCUUCGCCAUUUCACUUUGGCAUAUUGCCAAGCAGACAGAUUCCAAUUUACAAAUACAGGAGUAUGUAUUCCACCCUUCAUGUCCGACCAGCUGGGAAACUGGGUCCCAAAGAGUAUUCCAAACAACGAGAACUGAUCCUCAACAAGAUUGCCCAGAUGCGCUCGCUCCAGAAAACGGCCCCCACGGACUAUGGCAAGGAGGGUUAUCAAAAAGAAAUUCAAUUGCAGGUAGAAGCUUUGAAGAGAUUGAACGAACAACAGAAUGUGGAAAUGAAUGAUUUGGAAUUGGAAGAAGUGGAGCGUGGAUUUGAAGUUGUGGAAAUGACGGAGCAGGCGGGAAGCAGCAGUUAG